Messenger RNA from Eucalyptus grandis, 5934 nucleotides. RefSeq lists its product as uncharacterized. The transcript is spliced from 11 exons. The record is from RefSeq and is a predicted model, not a curated record. Gene Ontology annotation, cellular component: membrane. NCBI's taxonomy places the organism in Eukaryota, Viridiplantae, Streptophyta, Magnoliopsida, Myrtales, Myrtaceae. Gene Ontology annotation, biological process: CAAX-box protein processing. Gene Ontology annotation, molecular function: monoacylglycerol lipase activity; metalloendopeptidase activity; short-chain carboxylesterase activity. Bases 273 to 5543 code for a protein of 1756 amino acids.
AAGAACAGCACUGCCGUGUGCCACCCGGGUGCCCUUCCCCGCCUUACAAAAUCGGAGCCCCGCCACCCCGGCGGGCCCCACGGCAUCCUCCCACCGAUAACCGUCGCUUCCGUACACUUCCCGCCGCCGCCGCCGCCGCCCUCCUCCCGCGACUCUCUCUCUCUCUCUCUCUAUCCGCCGCCUCGAGCUUCGAGCUUUCUCUCUCUGCACCGCUCGCAUCAUUCACUCGCUCAUCGCGCACGCAACCGACUUUUAAACUUCCCUAUCCCGCGAUGAACCACCUCCGCUCCCCGACCGCCCCUCCGCCGCCGGCCGCCGCCGCCCUCCUCUGCCCCGGCCGCCCCUUCCGAGUCCGCGAAUUCCGCGUCUACAAGCGUCGCAAGCUCAAGCCGGCCCCCCGCCGCCGCCGCCACCACCACCUCUGCCUCCACCUCCCGCCCCUCAGGGCCCAGCUCGACGAUUUCCAUCUCCCCCCCUUCGACGACCUCCUCCGCGGCCUCGCUUCCCGGUUCUCUCCCGACCUCCUCCUCCCUGGCGCCUUCGGCCUCGCCUCCGGCGCCGCCUUGUCCCUCGGUCGGCGGCGGGGCGAGAGGGACCGCCGCUGCUCCGACGUCGGCGAGUGGAUUCUCUUCUCCAGUCCGACGCCGUUCAACCGCUUCGUGCUGUUGAGGUGCCCGUCGAUAUCGUUCGAGGGGAGCGAGCUGCUGGAGGACGUGAACGACAAGUUGGUGAAGGAGGAUCGGCAUUUCGUGAGGCUCGACAGCGGAAGGAUGCAGGCGAGGGAUGGCGACGGUGAGCUGGAGGAGAGAUUGGCGUAUCAGAGAGUCUGCGUGGGGACGGAGGAUGGAGGUGUGAUUUCGAUCGAUUGGCCGGCGAAUUUGGACUUGAGGGAAGAGCAUGGUUUGGAUUCGACGCUGCUGCUGGUGCCGGGGACGGCGGAGGGGAGUAUGGAUGAGAGUGUGAGGGCGUUUGUCUGUGAGGCGCUGCGGCAUGGGUUUUUUCCGGUUGUGAUGAACCCAAGGGGAUGCGCCGGUUCGCCCCUUACGACGGCGAGGUUAUUCACAGCUGCUGACAGCGAUGAUAUCUGCACAGCUGUUCAGUUUAUCAGUAAGGCGAGGCCUUGGACAACAUUGAUGGGGGUUGGGUGGGGUUUUGGGGCAAAUAUGCUGGCAAAGUACCUCGCUGAGGUCGGGGAGAGGACACCUCUGGCAGCAGCAACAUUGAUAAACAACCCUUUUGAUUUGGAGGAAGUGACAAGGUCCUCUGCACAUCAUGUUGGCACAGACGAGAAUCUCACCAGUGGACUGGUAGAUAUUCUGCGUAGCAAUAAGGAGCUCUUCCAGGGGAGAGCAAAAGGAUUUGACGUGGAAAAGGCUUUGGUAGCAAAAUCUGUGCGAGAAUUUGAUACAGCAAUAUCUAUGGUAUCUUAUGGUUAUGAAGAAAUAGAAGAUUUUUAUUCAAAGUCAAGCACACGAGACUCAGUAGGAAGCAUGAAGAUUCCCGUUCUCUUUAUACAGAAUGAUGAUGGAACAGUGCCCCUCUUCUCUGUUCCGCGCAGUAAGAUAGCAGAAAAUCCUUACUCAAGCCUAUUAUUGUGUUCUUGUCUGCCAUCUGGUGCUGCUGCCGACAGCAGAUCUGCUUUAUCUUGGUGCCGGCAUCUUACAAUCGAGUGGCUUGCGGCAGUGGAACUUGGGCUUCUAAAGGGUCGUCAUCCUCUCUUGACAGAUAUUGAUGUGACCAUAAACCCUGCAAAAGGCUUUCCUCUUGCAGAAGGGAAAACAUCCAACAAGGGUGACAAAGUUAGCAAGUACUUGAAAUUUACCGGAAUAAAUGGUUCAAAUGGAUAUGCAGUUGGUCCUAGAGAUAAGAUGCUCGAAGAUGGUGGUGGUGCUGCGGGCAAUUUCCGAUCUAGGCAGAGCCCCAGAGGAGAGUUAGACGAUGGUAUGCAUCAGAGCAGCUCUCUUGAUGAAGAGCUGGUCAAGGAGGAAGAUUCUUCAGCAGUUUUGGAAAGAGGACAAGUGCUACAGUCAACACAAGUAGUUAUGAAUAUGGUUGAUUUAACUAUGCCUGGUAUUCUCACAGAAGAUAAGAAGAAGAAGGUCCUUACUGCUGUUGAUCAAGGGGAGACUCUCAUGAAGGCUUUGCAGGAUGCUGUGCCAGAAGAUGUUCGGGAAAAGCUCACAACUGCUGUAUCUGGAAUUUUGCAUACUCAAGGUUCUAACUUGAAACUGGCCGGGAUCCUUGACAUCGGUAGCAUUCCCAGUUUUUCAUCUGGCAGGAAGUCACAGAUUCAAGAAAAUGAGAAUGGAAUCUCAAUUAAAGAUGGCCUACAUAAGGAUAGCUAUUCUUCAGAUCAGAUGCAUAAAACUGAUAACAUGGGCUUAGGAAAUGCUUCUGAUGACAAUCAGCUGCAAAAAGAAAACCCUGCUACCUUAGAAGCAGAACGUCACUCUACAGAUAGAUCAGUGAGCUUUAACGAAGAUGAUAUCCAGAAAGAUGCCAGUGACUUGGGUGAUAAUCAUGAUAAUGCUGAAUCUUCUAAAGUAAAACCUGUUAGACCUGAAAGGGCAGAUUGGCCUGAGAAAGAACCAGCUGACAAUCCUAAGAUGGAUGAAAAGAGUAAGGUUGCCGAUAUGGCAACAAAUGAGGAGUUUAACAGCCAGAAAAUUGAAGAGAAGAGUGGGGACUCUCUAGCUGAACCAAGAAAGAUAUCAGUGAACAAGGCAGAGGAAUUUCAAUCGUCCUCUGGAUCCCCUUCUGAGACCCAACAAGUAGAAAAUGAUGAUAGUGAUCUGCAGAGAAGGGAAAAUAAGAGCUUGCAGCCUGUUUUGGAACAGAAUAAGUCCAAUGUCACUGAUUCUAGUUCCUCCACCUUCUCAGUUUCAGGAGCACUAGAUGCCUUAACAGGGAUGGAUGAUUCCACCCAAGUGGCUGUCAACAGUGUUUUUGGUGUUUUGGAGGAAAUGAUUACUCAGUUGGAAGAGAGUUCCGAUCAGGAAAAUGGAGAGACCGACAAGGUCGGGGAUGGCGAACUCGAUUCUUUGUCUUCGAAACAUGAUCAAGUCCAUGAGAAGGCAACUGAAGAGCAAAAUGUAGAUGUUUCCAAUCGCCAAGAGAAAAUUAUAGAUGCACAAAGUAAUGGAAAAGAUGAAUUUGAGGCUGAGAAGCCAGCUCAAGUGUCUGUAGAUAGUAACCAGUUUUCUGAAGGAGAGGGCAUACCUGACAACAUAGAUAAGCAAAAAAUUGGAAAAAGUCAAGGUCAGUUAGUCAACAGAAAACUUGUAGAUAGUAGCCUGGAUGGUCUUAGACGUGUAAAUAAUAUUCCCUUGUACACAAGAGCCAAUUACGGAGAUUCUCUUCAUGACGCAUAUUUUCGCAGCUAUCUUUGUUCAAAGUAUCCAACCGAGUCACUUGAUAAGGAUGCAACUACGGCCCUACUACUUGACUACAUCCCAGAAGAAGGCCAAUGGAAGCUCUUGGAACAACCAGGAAGCAGUGGAGAUUCUGCUGUUUUACUCACUAAGAAGAGACAUCUUAUCAAUGAACUCCUUUAUUCAGGAGAAGAAAAGGGAACAAUCGAACCCUCCUACACGAUACUCGACACUCAGGAUCUAAUUCAAGAACAUGAAAUGAUUGACUGGAUGGAUAAGAAGGCUGGUAUUGAUGAUACUAGAUCAACUGAGCUGAUGCAUUUUGUUAGAAAGAUUAUCCUUGAUUGUUUGAAGGUUGAAGUUGAUCGUAAACGCAAUUUAGAAGAUGUGGAGGAAUUGGAAUCCAGUCUUGCCAGAGAUUUUGAUCACGUUGCUAAUGCUGUGUGUUCAGUCAUUGACCAUGAGAAGGAGCACAUUUUAGACUUAGAAACAAGAAAAUAUAACAUCGGUCAAGGUUCACAGAAGUUGGGCAUCCUUCAAGGGGAGCAAAUAAUUACUGCAAUAUCAUCUGCUGUCCAGGAAACAAAUUAUUUGAGAAGAGUACUUCCAGUUGGGGUUAUCAUAGGCUCUUGCCUAGCAGCUUUAAGAAAAUCUUUUGACCUAGCAACACCACAGGAUAAUGUCGAAAUGGACAUUGACCUUAGUCAAGCUCAAAAACUUGGGAGUGUUGCUUGCAGUGGUUUUGAUGAAAAAGAUGUAAUUCAAUCACAAAAAUUUGCAGAGAUCAAUAGUAGCAAGCUCAGCGCUACUGGUAUUGAUGAAUCACCCAUUGAGAAGUUUGAUCAAGAUGCUCGGAGUCCUUCACUAUGCAAAGAAGAGAGAAAUAAUGAUGGGAAGAAUGAGAACAACAAUAAAGCCAUGGCCGGCAUGGUUGCAGUUGCUGCUCUGGGAACAUCUGCCUUAUUGGUGCAACAACAGAAAUUAGACAAUGGUGACAGCAUUGGAGUUGAAGGAGUGCAGAGAAAGGAACUUGACAAAAUUGAUGACACAUCGUCAGGAAAAGACGAGAAUAACAUAGUCACAAGCCUUGCAGAAAAAGCCAUGUCUGUGGCUGGUCCUGUAGUUCCUACAAAAGGAGAUGGUGGAGUUGAUCAAGAAAGGCUGGUAGCUAUGCUGACGGAAUUGGGUCAGAGGGGUGGAAUGCUGAGGCUGGUUAGUAAAAUUGCCUUGCUUUGGGGUGGCUUACGCGGUGCUAUGAGUUUGACUGAUAAACUCAUAUCGUUUCUACGUUUAGCAGAAAGACCCCUAUUUCAGAGGAUUGUGGGGUUCGUUGCCAUGGUUCUUGUUCUCUGGUCGCCUGUUGUUGUUCCACUACUUCCAACACUUGUGCAGAGCUGGAUGUCGCAUAGCUCCUCUGGAAUUGCUGAUUUUGCUUGCAUUUUUGGCCUUUACAUUGCUGUUAUGAUACUUGUUAUGUUAUGGGGCAAGCGGAUCCGUGGGUAUGAAUAUCCCCUUAAGCAAUAUGGGCUGGAUUUGAUGUCGAUGCAGAAGGUCCAAGCUUUUUUGAGCAGUUUGGUUGGGGGAAUUUUGCUUGUUUUGUCCAUACAGUAUGUUAAUUCAUUAUUAGGCUGUGUGAGUUUUUCUUGGCCUCCAAGUCUUCAUUCAUCGUCUUUAGAUGCCAUGACAAGGCUCAAGUCAUUUGGGCAAAUUCUCAUCUUGGUCGGUCGAGGUGCUGUUACAGCAACUUCUGUUGCCCUUGUGGAAGAGUUGCUUUUCAGAUCAUGGUUAACUGAAGAAAUUGCUGCUGAUCUUGGAUAUCAUCCGGGAAUUAUUUUGUCAGGGCUUGCUUUCUCCCUGUUCCAGAGGUCUCCAUGGGCUAUACCUGGGCUGUGGCUCUUAUCACUAAGCUUGGCCGGGCUUCGACAAAUCGGUGAAGGUAGCCUCUCCGUUCCAAUUGGGCUCCGCGUAGGGAUAUUAGUCUCAAGUUACACUCUCCAAUCAGGUGGCUUUUUGAUCUACAACCGCAACUUCCCCCUUUGGAUAACGGGGACUCAUCCUUUCCAACCAUUCGGCGGGAUAGUUGGCCUUACAUUCUCUUUGGUGCUGGCAAUUAUGCUCUAUCCAAGAGAAGCCGUCAUAACUUACAAGACCCAUACGAGAGUAGCUACAUGACUAGUGGAUUGAUGCACAAUUUGGAGGGUACAGAACUCUCUGCGUUCUAUUUCUGGGUAGGCGCAUCGAUAAUGGGAGAUGGUUUUAGCCUCCGAAAGUUUAUUCUUCUUUUACCCAUGAAGGUGUAGAUAGAAAUGGAAUAUCUAAGAACAGAAGUAGAAGGCAAUUUUGACAGAGCGUGUUGUGUCGAUGCGUGUAUAAAAUAACGGAAUCAUCAUGAAAUUGUACAGUACGAGCUCUCUCCACCUGUUCUUUUGUAUUGAUUGUCCUCUCUCCUCUCUCCACCUGUUCUUUUGUAUUGAUUGUCCUCUCUCCAUACGAUAGAUGUAUAUAGUUGACUAGAACAAACAGUCAAUUCCGGUAUACAAGUUUUUCUUCCGAUUUAGUUGAA